Sarcophilus harrisii (Tasmanian devil) is the source of this 6847-nucleotide messenger RNA. It is a transcript of the gene PHOSPHO2, whose product is annotated as phosphatase, orphan 2. The transcript is spliced from 2 exons. The coding region runs from base 2333 to 3055 and encodes 240 amino acids. The record is from RefSeq and is a predicted model, not a curated record. Gene Ontology annotation, molecular function: phosphatase activity. NCBI's taxonomy places the organism in Eukaryota, Metazoa, Chordata, Mammalia, Dasyuromorphia, Dasyuridae.
CAAAAAGAAAAAAAAAUAAGAAAACAAAAUGCAAGCAAACAAUAAAAAAAGUGAAAAUGCUAUAUUGUGAUCAACACUCAGUACCCAUAGUCCUCUCUCUAGGUGCAGCAUUUAGCAUUUUCUUGACUGAGAAUCUGGAAGAAUUUAUCAUUCCUGCUGUAGUUUAUUUUAAAGAUGAGGAAACUGAGGCAAACAGGGUUAAGUGAUUUGCCCACAGUCACACAGCUAAGUUUCUGAGGCCAGAUUUGAACUCAGGAAGAGGAGUGCUCCUAAUUCCAACCCAAGACUAUCCACUGUAUCACCUAGCUGCAGAGAUAUCAGUAUCAAGUCUGAUUUGAUAUUGCAGGAAAAGGUGAUUUCUCCUUAGUUUCAUUUGGAUAAUGUGAGGUUUGAAGCCAGAUUGCUAGAAGUUUAAAAAGUCAGAGAAAGUGAAAGCAAUGAAUAUAAGCAGUUUUUUCUAGGAGUUUUGUUGUGAAAAAGGGGGGAGAGAGAGAGAGAGAGAGAGAGAACCAUUGAGGGUUUUUAGGAUCUAGUAGAUUUGGAUAUGAUUGUAGGCAGAAAGAGCCAGUAUGGAAAGAUAGAAAACUAAAGGGCAUGAUGGUAAGGGGAAGCUACUGGAGGCAAUGGAAUCAAGGAAACAAGUAGACAGGAUAGUUUUGGGGGAAAGGAUCACCUCUAAUCAGAAAUAGGAGGAAAGGGUGGGAAUGUUGAUCACAGGAUUUUAAGAUAUAAAUGAGAGGAAAGUGGCUAUUUAAAAUGGCCUCUAUUUUCUUAGCGGUUGUGAGGUCCCUUAUGGAGAGAGAAAGGAAAAAGAUGAAAGAGAAAGAUAAAAAGAUGGUUCAGGAGGCUUAAGGAGAGAAGUGGUUUAAAAUUGCAGCUGUGGGGAAUGAUGGGGAAUCCAUUAGGAGAAAAAUAAAAGAUACAUCUUGCUGAAUGGUAAUAUUAGAGGAACAAAUUCAUACUAGACCCAGUCACCCUGAUGUGAAUUCCUUUUAACACCCUUUAGCAAUACUUGACUAAGAACAUAAAAAAUCACAUGGUCUGGGUUAUCCAGGGUUGGCCUCAACAAGGCAUCCAUGGUGAUAGAACAAAGGAGCAAAAUUUUUUUUCUUUAUAAAUUGAAACAGACCUAGUUUUCUUCCUGACUUAAUCUUGUACAAAGACAUCUGGUACUACCAUGGAAAAGGCUGAAUAUAUUAGUUCCACUGAUGAAACUAGAUUGCUGUAGAAAUGUCAGCAGAACUGACAUUCCAAGUUCUGUAUCUCUUUUUCUGGAUUCCAUAUCUAUACUUCCAAGUAUAAUUUGGCUUAAUUGUCAUAAAAAGUUCUCUGUGAGCUUUUUUCUUCAUUGUUUAAUGCUAUAUCAUGAGGCAUUACCCAUGGUUUUCUUUGUUCACCUGUAAUGCUUGGUGGGUAGCUUAACUCUAAAGUAGGAUAUCCUCGGCUGCCAUAUCUUUCUUUUUAGAAAAUACAUUGGUUUUUGCUGACUUCAUGUAGUUUCAGAACACUUUCAGCUUCGUUGUUGUAAUUGCUGUUUUGUAGGAUUAACUUCUAAGAAAUGAUGAUGGAAACAUGUUCAUUUUGUUCAUUUCUCUCUUUUCAGAAUCAAGUUGUUUAAAUUGGUCAGGUUAUAAAAUUGUCAUAAUCACACAGCAUCUUCUCAUCUUUCUCCUUCCAGUUUUUUUUUUUUACUUUGAACAUUUCUCUUAUUACCUGAUAGUGUAUCAUUCUGAAAUGAUUGCUAUAUCUGUAAUUAUUUCCUGUUUAAUAUAGUCAAAAUUAUUUUUAUAAUGCUAUCUAGUGACUGAGACUUCAAAGAAGUCUGGAAGCCCCACCCCUUUUUUUUCCACUUCUUGAUCCAGAUUCGUAUUUUCCAACUUGAUUUUUGACAUCCUUUUCUUUGUCCAACUUUGCAUUGAAUUAAUUUAGUGUAUUUUGACUUAGUUUGGUUAGUUUUGACUUAAUUUGCAAUCCAAUUCAGCAAGCAUUUAUGUGCCAAAUGUGCUCUGUGUGCCAAACACUAUGGUAGGCCCUGGGUAACAUUAACAAAAAUGUAGUAGUAGUACCCUACUAUAAGGAACUUAGAUUCAAACACCAUAUAUACAGAUAAGUAAAUAAAAAAUAUGUACAAAGCAAAUCCUAAGUAAUUUUGGAUCAUUAACAAAUUUAGGAAAAUCAGAAAAGACCUCCUGUAGGAGGUGAAAGUACUUUGAAUUGAAUUUUGAAAGGAACAUGGAUUCCAAGAAGCAAAAGUAAACAUGAGGAGCAUUCUAGGCAUGGGAUACAACCUGUACAACGGUACAAAGAGUAAGACAAAUCUUAUUCUGCAGCCAUGAAAUUUCUACUGAUUUUUGACUUUGACCAUACAAUCAUAGAUGACAAUAGUGACACCUGGAUUGUGAGAUGUGCUCCUGAGAAAAAUCUUCCCAAUGAACUAAAAGAUUCUUAUGAAAAAGGAAAGUGGAACGAAUAUAUGGGCAGAGUCUUUAAAUAUUUAGGAGAUAAAGGAAUAAGGGAAUAUGAAAUGAAAAGAACUAUGACAGAAAUACCUUUUACUGAAGGAAUGAUAGAGCUUAUAAACUUUGUUGGAAAGAAUAAAGAUAUUUUUGACUGUAUAAUCAUUUCAGAUUCAAAUACAGUUUUCAUAGAUUGGAUUUUAGAAGCUGCCAAAGUUCGUGAUCUGUUUGAUGAAGUGUUUACAAACCCAGCAGCUUUCAAUGACAAUGGUUAUCUUAUUCUGGAAGGUGUUCAUGUUCAUAAUUGUGAUAAGUGCCCAAAGAAUCUCUGUAAAAAAAAAGUUAUGAUAGAAUUUAUAGAUAAACAAUUACAAAAAGGAGUGAAAUACACCCAAAUUAUUUACCUGGGUGAUGGUGAGAAUGAUUUCUGUCCAAUAACCUCUCUAACGAAGAAUGAUGUUGCUAUGCCUCGCAAAGGUUAUUCUUUAUAUAAUUUGAUUUCUGACAUGCCUCAAGAUGCUUCUCUGGAACCUUCUAUUGUAAUUUGGUCAUCAGCUUCUGAAAUACUUUCUCAUUUGAAAUUACUUACAAAGGAAUGAUUUAUAACAAAAUUGGAGAUAGAUUAAAUGAAUAAGAAAAGAAGCUUAUACUUAAAUUUUACAUAGUAGCAGAAAAAGUAGUUGUUAUAUUCUAAAGGAAUAUAUGCAAUAUCAGUAUAUCCCAAAUUUAAUACUUUCCUUUUGAGAUGAAAUGCAAGAAAGUGUAAUUUUUUUUAAAAAUGUUCCUAAUUCGCUUCAUAAAAUCUCAUUUAUUAUUUUACAGGGAAUAGGUUUAUUCACUGUACAUAUGAUUCUUGUCAAUGUAAUCUCCAGCAACAAAACUUAAAAUUCUUAAGAAUAUUCAUUAGCACAGGGCAUGUUAUAGUAACUUUUUUAGAGAAUUGUGCCAUUGAAAUAAAGUCUUACUGACACUAUUAUACCAAAACAUGUUAAUUUUAAGGAUCUAAUUUUUAGGCUUAAAUGUCCAGCAUGUAAUUACUCUUCUGGUUUUUAUUCCAAAUUAUUAAUAGAGGCCCUUAGCCCCUAAAAGAUGUACUUAGAAUAAUUUAAUGUGGAAAAAAUGUGUACCAUUUAUUCAGUUAUUUUGUAAAUGUAAAACAUAAAUAAACACAUCUCAUUUACCUUUAUUUGUUGUAGAGAAAGUGACUUAGAGAUCUAUUAGAUUAAAUUAUUUUGGAUCACAUCCAGUCUUACAGAUAGACAUCUAUCAAUAUGUCAGCUCUAAUAGUUGUUUUUGAAAUUUUAGUAGUAAAGUAUGUUUAAAUUUUUUUAGAACUUUAUGUAAUACAUACAUACUCCACAUAAAAUUAUCCCAACCAAUAUCUCUUGACAGUAAUACCAGUAAUAUGUUUUGAAUUUCCUCUGUAGAAUCCUUUGAUCAAGAUUAGUCCGGGUACAUUCAACUCAUGUUCAUCUUUGCAUCUGCCUCCUCCAACCAUUGUUAGAUUAUCUCACUUUUUCCCUCCCCACCCAGUCAGUCCCUGUCAUCUUUGCUUCAGUCACAUUUAGAACACCCUCCCACACUAACAAGCUCUACUCUGUAGAACCCUUUCCCUUAAAAUCUAUCUUUUCUCCCUUCUUCCUCCUAAUAUCUCAUUUAAUGACAUUGUUCCUCUGAUUCCAAUUAUAAUGUAUUUCACCUAAUGUCAUGAAAUUAGAGGAAUGAAUUAACAUUAGGCAGGGUAUACUGAUAUAUACAGAAAUGUAUGUAUAUACAAAAGACAGGCAAAAAGCAAGAAAAUACCAAAGAGAAAUUGUAGCUUUAAAGACUUCACGAUAAUAAAAUAUUCUUGUCUUAAUAAAUUGUUUUUCUGCAAACUUGUACCUUGUUCUGCAAACAACUGUUUCUUGAAGGUAAGUUAAACAUUCAAAAAAGUGGCAAAUUUCUUCAAAUGAAUAUAAUUUUUUGGAUCAGUAACUUAACUAAAUGAUACUCUUAUAGCCAGGAUUCUCCAUGUGCUAUUUUGAUAUUUAUAUAGUUAAUAUAAAUUAGUUUUAUCGUCCUCAAUGCCUAUGAAGUUCUAUGUAAGCAGUAGACUUUCUUCCCAAAUCAUGUUAAUUACUUAUGUCAUCUAUUACCAGGAUAUAGCAUCUAGUAAAAAAAAUUAAAAAUAAUUUAUCCUUUAUUCUUAGUGAUUAUAAGAGCUCAUCUGGUCCAAUCCAUGUCCAAAGCCUGAAUGCCAUUACAAAAUCCUUAACUAAUGGUUAUUCAGCAACUACUUGACAGUUGUCCUUCAGUGACAGAAAACUCAAGUCCUAGUUCUACUUUGGGGCAGUUCUAAUUCUUACAAAAUAUUUUCCUUGUGUUUGAUCAAUAAGCAUUUGUUUACCCAGGCUAAAUUCUAGGGAUACAAAAGAAAGAAAAACAGCCCCUACCCUCAAGUACCUCACAUUUUGAUGGAGACCGCAUGCAAACUACAAUGUACAUAGAUUAUAUUUAGAAUAUAGAUGGUAGGUACACUAACAGGAAAUGCACUAGCUAUGGGAGAGGUUCAGGAAAGGCUUAAGCCAACAGGUGGGGUUGGAAUUAUUUUGAAAGGUCAAAGAAGCUAGGAGGCAGUGUUUGGAAAAGGAUCUGCUUAUCUGUUACUUCCACUUACUGUUACAUAUUCCUGCCUUUUAGGAACAAGAAAAAAAUUCUCCUUCCAUAAAACAGGCCCUUAAGUAUUUAAAACAGUAAUGAUGACCCUUUUAACUCUCCAUGUUAAAGAUCUCAAAUUUUUUUUUUUUCAAAUGAGCCAUCCUAAUGGCUCAUCAUCCUAAUUUCUAUUCUUUAGAUUAAAUUCUAACUUGUGCUUAAAAUGUGUCCAAAACUGAACGGAGUUUGCCAGAUAGAGUCUAGUUAGAUCAGAGUAAAAAUAGAUUAUUAUCUCUCAUUCUGGACCUUGUACUUUUAUUCAUGCAGCCUAGUACCAAGUUAGCUUUUUGGAUGUCUUGUAAUACUGUUUCAUGAAUUGCCACAUUAGGAAGACCUCAUGGCACAUUUAUGGGAUGACAUGAACAAGUCUCACAGAUUCAUCAUUAGGACAUCUAAAGAUUAUAGAUCCAUUUUAGUGAUUUAUCCUGUUGGCUUUUAUUGAGUUUGCAGCCCAUGAAAAUUCCCAGAUAUUUUUCACAGUAUUGUUUAUCCUUACAUUCUCUGCUGAUAUGUUGACUGGCUGCUCCUAGGAGGGUGUUCCCCUACAUUUAGCCUUGGAUUUUUCUAUAUCCUUUAUACUUGUUUGUUUGAUCUCAUCAAACCCUUUGUUUCAGUUAUCUCAAGUGACUUCUACAUCAGCAUAGCCAGCUCUCAUCUACAUCACCAACUGCCUAGUACAUAUUUCAAAUGGAAUGUCCCAGAAAUAUCUCAAAAAAUAUGUCAACUAUUUCCUUAUUCCUAAAAGCAACCUUCCUCUAAACUUUUACCAUCCAAAUCUCAACCUAGAGUCACCCUGAUGUGUAACCGCAGUGUCAUCCUCAAUUUCUUACUCCUUCCAUCUCACAUAUGAUUAUUUGCCAAAUCUUGUCCCUUAUAUCUUUAUCACAUCAUUUACAUAUCUUUGUUCAUUACCUUUUGACUAUUGCAUUGGCUUCCUAUUGGUUUGCUGGACCUCCCCUCAACAAGUGUCCUCCCCUCAACAAUUAAUCCUUCACUAUCAUUUAUUUGCCAAAGUAAUUUUCCUAAAAUACAAGUCUGAUUUAUCACCUCCCUACUCAGUAAACUCUAUUAGCUUCCUGUGAUUUCUAGGAGCAACAUAAACUUGAACAUUUAAAGCACUUUAUCAACCCACUCCAUGCUUCUUACUUAACACAUUAUUUUUAAUUCUGUGGUUCAGUAAUAUUGGCCUUCCUGAUUUUCUUAUAACAUGUUGCUCAAUCUCCCAUUUCUGUGCCUUUGUAUGAACUGUUUUCCAUGCUUUUUAUCUCACUAUUGGAAUCACUGGUUUUCUUCAAAAUUGAGUUUAAGCAUCCCAGUCCUUCUUUCCCAGUCUAUCCAGCUACUAUUUUCUUUUCUUAAACUUGCCUUGUAAUCUAUUUUGUAUAUAUCAUGUAUACUCACAUACCUACAUGUUGUUUGCCUAAUUAGACCAGCAGCUUUUUGAGGGCAUGUUUUUUUUUAUUUUUCUUUUUAUCCCUAGCACUUAUUACAGUGCCUGGCACACAGUAAGCACUUAAUAAAUGCUUGUUGGUUGACUGUACAGUUGCCUUUUUGCACCUAAGGGCAGGACUUUCCAUUUGUCUUUACUAAAUUUAACUUUACUAGCUUCAGAUUGUUGUUCAAAAAGUGUGAUGAAAUGAAAAGAAGCUUCAAUAUAGGAAUUAGAAACCUAACCAAAUUCUAACUCUGAAACU